UAGGUCUCUAAGAAUAAACCUUAUCUUUAUGGCAAGUUUAAAUUGAUUUCUGACUUAAUGUUUGAUUUCAACAAACUAAAGGUGGUUUUAAUAAUACGUAUAUUUUGCACACAGAAUGUCCUAAUCUUUGAGUAGGUAAAACACUAGUGUAGCAUCACAGAGAUUUGUUGUAUUUUCAUCUUGCUUUUUCUUUCAAUAAAAUAUCUCCAUCCUUGUCCUACAUCACCGCAACUUAGAACGUCAUUGACCUCUUUCAUCCCCACUUUUGGUCUCUGUCAGUCGAUAUUUCGCGCUUGUAUACGUAUGUACACAAACCGAUAGUAGUGUGCGUUGAAACAGGCAUUGCGUCUGUGCAGCGUAUUGAUGUAAACAUUCUCUUGUCAUUUUAUUUCAGUGCGUUUGGAGAACUGUAUGGAAAUCCCUCCGAGGCGCAUCUGAAAAAGAUGUGAACAGCUGAUACAUUCAAUUUUUAAAAUUAUAGUGUACCCCGAUGUGUUAAAUGGUUGUUAAAUAUUUUUUUUUGAAAAUUUAUCGUGACGAAAAGUGCAGUAAAAGUCUUUGUUUAUAGAAGUGUGAAAAAGGUAUAAAUAAAGCGGAAUCAUAGAGGGAAGCCAACAUGCCGUCGCUCUUAGAAGCUCUAGAGCGGAAAUAUGGUGCGAAGGGCGAAGUGAAUGCUCCAAUAGAUGACAUGCCAGUGGCAAUAUUUGUGCCCAAGCGCUCCCCUCGGCUGAGUGUACCCACGCUACUGGUGCUCAAUGAUUGCGAGAUCGACUGCGCCGGAGACGCCCGUGCUCUCGCCGAUAAAUGUGCUGAUGUUGUCGAACUCGAUCUAGCUAACAAUAAACUCACAGAGUGGAAUGAAGUUUUUGCAAUACUGGAGCAAACACCACGAGUAAGGUUUCUCAACUUGAGCUUCAACCGUCUAUCGGCUCAGAUACAGGCGGCACAAACGUUACAGCCUCGUUGGGACAGUUUGAGCCACCUUAUUCUGAACUCCACAUACGUCGGUUGGCCGAGCGUCCACGCAUUACUCAAAGCUCUACCAGCUCUGGAGGAGUUGCAUUUGAGCCUGAACGAGUACUCCUAUGUGGACUUCUCCGGACAAGAGGUUGAUAAAGAAGCUCAGUGUGAGGCGUGUUCACGACUCAACUCUGAUGUCAACACUGAGCCCGUGCAUGAGCAGCUAAAGAAACUUCACUUUUCCGGGAAUCACGUUAGCAGUUGGCGAGAGAUCUCAAAACUCGGCUACGCCUUCCCAAACUUGGAAACUCUACUGGUCAACGACUGCCCAAUAACAACACUAGCGCCAGACCCGUGUGACAAAUGUAGUGAUGAUAAUGGAAAUAAGAAAAGCCACGAUGCCUUCCCACACCUCCGCUUCCUAAACCUGAACAAUACGGGUUUAGCGACGUGGGACGAGGUGGAUCGACUGGCACAGUUUCCUGCUCUCAAGAGUUUGCGGGUACAGGGCUGGCCAUUAUGGGACCGAGUGGAGUCAACGGAGCAUGAGAGACGGUUGUUACUGGUGGCUCGGUUGCCGCACGUAAGAACCCUAAACGGAGGCGGGGCGGUGCCAAUCGAAGAGAGAGAUGCGGCCGAGAGAGCCUUCAUUCGAUACUACAUGGAGAAACCUGAAUCGGACCGCCCUGAUAGAUAUUGGGAGUUGGUGAGUGUCCACGGUAAACUGGAUCCUCUGGUGUCUGUGGACCUUAGGCCAGAGAAGCGCGUGCAGAUCACCUUUACGUGUGGCGACCACAGCGAAGUACGCACCGUUGACGUCUACAGAACCGUAUCUGACUUGAAAACGCGGCUAGAAAGAAUGGCUGGUUUCCCCGCUUCUAAAAUGAGACUCUUCUACGUCGACCAAGAACUACGAGAUUCUCAGCCUUUUCAGGGUCCUGAGGAAAUGAGGUACCCUACUAAGCAGCUGUACUCCUACAACAUCAGGUCCGGAGACGAGAUCAUCAUAGACUCCAAGUUGAAACACUCGAUUUCCGCCAACUCUACGGCGUGAGACGGCGGAACAAUACAAUGUCGGCUGCAUUUCUACAUUAUACCUAAUACUACACUACUUAUUCAAACAAAAUAAAUAAAUUACCCUUUCGAGGAAUUAAGACUGAGAAAAGGCCAGUCUUACUUGAAUCAUUUCAAUAAGUCU
This is a messenger RNA of Spodoptera exigua (beet armyworm), 2158 nucleotides long. The record is from the annotation of a GenBank genome assembly. Lineage: Eukaryota; Metazoa; Arthropoda; Insecta; Lepidoptera; Noctuidae.